Messenger RNA from Nezara viridula (southern green stink bug), 8132 nucleotides. NCBI's taxonomy places the organism in Eukaryota, Metazoa, Arthropoda, Insecta, Hemiptera, Pentatomidae. The record is from the annotation of a GenBank genome assembly.
CAAAUACAUAAACCUAUAUAUUCAUAUUUCAAGCUUUGAUAAAGUUAGCAGUUGUUACUUUGUAGCUUUUAUGUUGGUAACAGGUCCAACUGAACCUAACGCCAUGUUGCAUUGAGUGGAGAAUGUGGUGUAGGAAUAUUUCUCUACGGAAUUCGAAUAAAUUCGGAAUUGAUUGGCUAAUAAAUCAGUAAAAUGAGCACAUUCCUAGAGUUUGUUACAGAGGAUCAUUUUCUUUAUUUUAUUGUUGAUGGACGAAGAAAAUUGUGAUAACACAAUGAAUUUGAUAUGAACAAUCCUCACCUUGGCUUUGAAAAGCCAGUUGUUGAAAAACCUUGUGUUGGAACUCAAGUGCUCCCCUUGGCUCCUCCCUUGCCAACCCUGCAACAGGGUCCACCGUCAAUGACAAGGUUGGCAAACUCGAGCCAAGGGGGGCGACUCCAAGUCCGCUCCUCCCCGACUUCUAUCCUGUCCGAUUCUCCUAUGAUGACCAAUCUCCAACCUCCUAGCCAAGGUAACCCUCAACCAUCACUAUCAUUAAGUUUGUCAUCAUCUUCAACGAGAAAACGCAAGCUGCCGCUUGACGAAUAUAAUUCCUUUAAAAAAAGAAUAAGAGAUUUAAAUGAUAAUAAAAGUAAAAGAUUUCAGACUAAGUUUGCAGAGAGAUGUGCUCUUCUCUGUUAUCUGCAGGCAAAUGGUCACCUCUCAGAUUUCAGUCCAUGGAGGUCUCGUUUGCCUAUAGUUCCUUUACAGACAUUUCUAAAAUCAAAUAAGUUAGAUACUGGUAAUGAUGGAGAGGAUCUGUAUAAACUUCUGCAAUCGCAGAAUCAUUCUCUUCUACAAUCUGCUCUUACUGGGAACAGGCAAGGAAGUAAUUCUGAUGUAAGGAUACCAUCUGCUCCUAGUGCUACUAAGACAGAAUUAUCUUCUAAAUUCCAAAAAUUGACUCCAGUGAAAUCAGCUGUAAAAAAUGCCUCCCCAGUUGAUGGAGUUAAUAGCCAGGAACAAAUUGUUGAACGAGCUAAACAAGAAGCCUAUGUUAUGCAAAGGGUAGGUGAGUUACAAAAAGAUGGAUUGUGGCCCGAAAAGAGAUUACCUAAAGUCCAUGAACUGCCACGGGCUAAAGCUCACUGGGAUUAUCUAUUAGAAGAAAUGGCGUGGUUAGCUGCAGAUUUUGCCCAGGAGAGGAAAUGGAAAAAAGCAGCUGCAAAGAAGUGUGCAAGAAUGGUUCAAAAACAUUUUCAAGAAAAAGAAGCUCUUGUACAAAAGGCUAUCAAAGCCCAAGAAAUGCAAUUAAAACGUAUAGCUUCUUUUAUUGCGAAAGAAAUCAAACAGUUCUGGACAAAUGUUGAAAAGCUAGUUGAAUUUAAACAACAAACAAGGCUAGAAGAAAAAAGGAAAAAAGCUUUAGAUCAGCAUUUAAGUUUUAUUGUUGAUCAAACAGAAAAAUAUUCAAGUCUAGUUGCUGAAAGUAUGAACACUUCGAGGCCUUCUUCACCCAAGCAUCAUUCUGAUGAUGAAUUCGAACCCGAAGAUCCCUCUGAUGAUGAUGAAGAGACGAUUGCUAAGGAGGAAGCACUUUCUGCCAACGAUGAAAAAUGUGAUAAUCAAGAUGAAGUUGAUGUUCUGAAAAGAGAGAGUGAGCUUCCACUUGAAGAUCUGUUGUCUAGCUACCUUGCUCAAAGGGAUUCCAUUUCGACUCCUCUCAGUAUGGAUGAAGAUGGUGAGGAUGAUGACAUGGAAUAUCAAGAUUCGGGCGAUUCUUCAGACGAUGAAGAAACAAUUCUGGAACAAGAAAAAACUGAAGGAACAGUUGAUUAUAAACAAGAAAUAGAUGAUUUAAAGGAGGAAGGAAAUAUGAGCAUAGAUCAACUUAAAGCAAAAUAUGGCAUCCAGCAAACACCUGAAUCUUUACCAACUAACGGAGAUUCCAUUUCCCAAAGAGCUAGGAAAAGAAAGGAAGUCGUGAAUGAAGAAUCUGACGAAGGCUCAGAAGAAGAUUCUGAAGAUGAAGUUAGCGAAGAAGAUGAAAGCAGUUCAACAAGUGACAAAGAAGAUUCUCCGUUGAAAGCUCUUAUAAAUGACUCUCAUCAUGUGGAGGAAGGAAGCCAAGACAAAGACAAGGAAAUUAAUGAUGUUGCUGCCAUAGCUGAAAGUCUUCAGCCUAAAGGAAACACAUUGUCAUCUACAAGUGUUGUUACUAAAGUUCCUUUCCUUCUUAAACAUCUUUUAAGAGAAUACCAGCAUAUAGGUUUAGACUGGUUAGUUACCAUGUAUGAUAGGAAACUAAAUGGAAUUCUAGCUGAUGAGAUGGGUCUCGGAAAGACAAUUCAGACCAUUGCAUUAAUUGCUCAUCUUGCUUGCGAAAAAGGUAAUUGGGGACCUCAUUUAAUUAUUGUUCCUACUUCUGUGAUGUUAAAUUGGGAAAUGGAGUUCAAAAAAUGGUGUCCAGCAUUCAAAAUAUUAACCUAUUAUGGGACUCAAAAAGAACGGAAGAUGAAACGUUCAGGGUGGACGAAACCUAAUGCAUUCCAUAUUUGCAUUACCUCAUAUAAAUUAGUCAUACAGGAUCAUCAAAGUUUUCGCAGAAAAAAAUGGAAAUACUUAAUUUUAGAUGAAGCUCAAAAUAUCAAAAAUUUUAAAUCGCAGCGUUGGCAGCUCUUAUUGAAUUUUCAAACUCAGAGGCGGCUACUACUUACUGGUACUCCGUUACAAAAUAAUCUAAUGGAACUCUGGUCUUUGAUGCAUUUUCUUAUGCCUAAUGUUUUUGAAUCGCAUCGUGAAUUUAAAGAAUGGUUUUCUAAUCCAGUAACUGGCAUGAUUGAAGGAAAUUCUGAAUACAAUGACACAAUUAUUAAAAGACUACAUAAGGUGUUGCGUCCAUUUCUUUUAAGAAGAUUAAAAUGUGAAGUAGAAACCCAAAUGCCUAAGAAAUAUGAACACAUAGUAAUGUGCCGGUUAUCCAACAGGCAACGAUAUUUAUAUGAUGACUUCAUGUCAAGGGCUAAGACAAAAGAGACACUUGCUUCUGGGAGUUUAUUAAGUGUCAUUAAUGUACUAAUGCAGCUGAGGAAAGUGUGUAACCAUCCUAAUCUGUUUGAAGUUCGGCCUACCGUGUCUCCAUUUCAAAUGGAUUCUCUUGAAUAUCAUGUUCCAUCUUUAGUAUGGAGUGCUUUAGAAUAUGAUCCGUUUAAACACGUCGAUCUAGUUUUCCUUAAUUUGCGUAUAAUCGAGUUUGAACUAUGGUUAUUAGCAUUUGUUGCUCAUAGAGCUCGUAAAUACAAAGUUAAUCCUGAGUACAUUUCCUCCAUUGAUUCUGCACCUCCUGAUCCACCACCUUGCCCUAAAGGGAGAGUUAAAAUCAACAUCAAGAAACGCAUAUUACCUCAACCACCUCAGGUUUCUAGCCCUGUUAGGCCAUUAGUACAGGUUAGUAAUAAUCAUCGGGUUACUUCUUUUCCAACAAAAGUCGGAACAUCACCAUUAAUAAAACUUGGACAAAAUGCUAGCCAGGGUGUGACGCUAAGGUUGGCUAAUCCUUCCUCUGGGCAGAUUCCUAAUUACCUUCAGUUAUUACAACCUGGUGGAAUGAAAGCAAUCUCAGUGGCAUCUUUAACAACUACUAGUGGAGGAGUGGUUAAAAAUGAAGGCAACACCGGUCGGUUGGUCCCCAAUUCGCACAAUUAGUUAAUACCCCUACUGGUAGGCAGCUAGUUCUGUCCCCGCAACCUGUCAUUGCUCCUCAAGGAAGUGCUACCACCGUUAUGACAACUACUGGGCAAAGAUUAACUGUGGUUUCCAAACAAGGCAGCAAUGUUGCUAAACUAGUCAAUCCUACUUCUGUGACUCAGAUAAACUCUAAUCGGCCUAUUAUGAGGGUUCCUCCAUUAAAUAUAACUUCUGCCGCUACUGUUGUUCAAAACAGUUUGACCACUGCUAACAAUUCACCUGUUAGUAUAUCUGAACCAACGCAAGGGAAUGGAUCAACCCCUAAUUCAUUGCCAUCUCCUAAAAAAGUUACCCGACAGAGUACUCUGAAUACUAGUAAAAACAAGGAAGAAUCUAAUCCUUACGAAGAUUUGAAAGAUGAAUAUUUAGAAAAUCUUAGGAAGAAACGGCGAAAGGAGAAGUUGGAAUUGAUUGCGAGAGUAAAUGAAGUAAGGUGUCAGGCCCUUCCUAUUUACGGUUCUGACUUACUUUCAUCUUUAACAUUGGACGAGGUUCCUGACGAAAAUAAAGACUGCAUUGGAACAGUUCACUGUAGGAAUGCUUUAUCUCCGAAUCCACUUUUAUUUUGGAAUCAGACUCAUGCCCUUACCGCAGCUAUUCAUUCCAUUGAAGACAGAGUAGCAGAGCUUUCAGAUAUAUUUUCUAGGUUUGUUUUGUAUGUACCUGCUGUUUCCAGUCAACCUGUCCGUUUACACGUGCCACAUCCGCCCCCUUCCAAAAUGUUCAAAGAAGAGAAAAGACUAUCAUUAGUUGAAACUUGGUUAAGACCUAAACUUCGGUUACUUCAUAGUAUUUCUUCAGCUAUGAGUACCCAAUUCCCAGAUCGAAGACUAAUUCAAUAUGACUGUGGAAAGCUUCAGUCAUUAGACAAGCUCCUGCGAAGGUUGAAAGCUGAUCAUCAUCGAAUAUUAAUUUUCACGCAAAUGACAAGAAUGUUAGACGUCCUGGAAGCUUUUCUUAACUUUCAUGGUCAUAUAUAUCUUCGUCUGGACGGAACAACGAAAGUAGACCAGAGACAGCUCUUAAUGGAACGCUUUAAUGCUGACAAAAGAAUAUUUUGCUUUAUUCUAUCAACAAGAUCUGGAGGUGUAGGUAUAAAUUUAACUGGUGCUGAUACUGUUAUAUUUUACGAUAGUGAUUGGAAUCCUACCAUGGAUGCUCAAGCUCAAGACAGGUGCCACAGAAUCGGCCAAACAAGAGAUGUACAUAUUUAUAGAUUGAUUAGUGAAAAAACUGUAGAGGAAAAUAUACUUAAAAAGGCUAACCAAAAGAGAAUGCUUGGAGAUGUUGCUAUUGAAGGAGGAAACUUUACCACAGCUUACUUCAAGAGUUCAACAAUUCAAGAUCUAUUUAAUGUUGAUACCUCCGAGAAUGAUGCUUCCCGAAGGAUGGCUGAAGUUCUUCAUAAUAAUGAUAAAACUGCUCAGAAUGCUGAAGAUACGCAGGUUGUUGCUAACUCUGAUGAGAAAGUAGCAAUUGGUGCUCUCGAGAGUGCUAUGGCUCAGGCAGAAGACGAAUCUGAUGUGGCAGCAGCAAAGGUUGCCAAAGCAGAGGCCGCUGCUGAACUGGCAGAAUUUGAUGAGAACAUCCCCAUUGAAACCCAUGAUGGGGUUGGCGGUGGCCAAGAAAUGAGCAAGGCAGAAUUAGAACUUCAUAAUCUUAUGCAACAACUUACUGCUGUCGAGAGGUAUGCCAUGAAGUUUAUGGAAGAAAAUGAUGCUGCUUGGUCCAAAGAGCAGUUGGCUGCAGCUGAAGCAGAAAUCGAGCAACAAAAAAAGGAAUGGGAAGCUGGUAGAUUGGCUGCCUUGCAAGGUCGGAAAUCACCUUCUGGAGAAGCUGAGUCUGAAUCUGUUCUCACUUACUCUGGCGUUGACUCACGAAAUCAGUUGUGGGUAUCUGAUGAUGGAACUGAUAUAAUGCCGAUGUGGUGCCCUCCAACGCCCCCACAAGAUGAUGGUGACGUGUACAUCGAUCAGGCUUUGUGCCUGCUGUAUGAGCCUGAAGUUAUGCCUGACUCUCAACUUCCUCCUGUUUACAUUAAAAAAGAGAAGAAGCGGAGUAGGUUUGAGGCAGGUCUUCCAGAAGGACGUAGUCAAACGAAAAUUCGUCACAGAGAAGAGUCCUCUUCUCUUUUACAUGCUCCACGCUCUCUUUUUGAUCGACCAACACCCGCUCUUAUAAAAAUGAGACAGGAGCUUAAAUUGCAAAGAUAUAGAGGGCUUAUGCGACCAUCAAUUCAAGGCAUUGCCAAUAAACCCACAGUGCCGUUAAAACCACUUCCUGAACCAGAGCAUGUUCCUGACUGGCUGGUCCAAGAAGAUUGGAUGAUUCUUCAGGCAAUACAGCACUAUCAAGAACUUACCUUAAAUUUGGUAAUUUUGUCUCCGGGUCAUACACCAAACUGGGAUUUUGUGGCUGAUGUCGUCAAUAUGACAUCUAGAACCUAUAGAUCUCCUAAGCAAUGCAGAAAUAGGUAUGAAUCUGUCAUAAUGCCACGGGAAGAAGGAAAACUGGUGCUUGAUAGUCCUAAAAAGCAAAAGAAAUCUAAACAAAUGUAUAAAUUACCUCAGAUGAAAUCCGGCAGACCAUUAAGAACUUCCCAAAUAUUUCAACAAGACAAUAAUUCAUCUUUAAGUCAAGUUAUGAAUUCUCGUUUUGAUGCCAUCCGUUCCGUCUCCAACCGCAGAGCACCAACUGUUAAGCCACUACUUGUCGAUCCUGCAAUGAAGAAUCCGAAACAUGCAGAAGUCCUUGCAGAUUGUUCAAUUGACUACGAUAGUCCUUUGGCCCCAGUUGAAGUAGCUGCCAAGAGAGCUGAUAGGAUAGCCAAAGAAAAGCAGGCUGCUCUUAAUCAACAGGAAUUAGGUGUAACAAGAACAGUUGGGAAUUCUUCUACAACUCAAGGCAUUUCAAAUGCUGUACAACGUUCAGCUUCCUCAAAUCUAGUGACUGUUCAGUCUUCAGCCCCAACUCCUGGAACCCCAGCUGCAAAAGGAACCAAAACACUAAGUGCUGCGCAGCUUCAAAUUUAUAGACAGCAGCAAGCUCUCUUGAGGCAACAGCAACAACAACAGUUGAGGGUGCUUCAAUCGAGAAGUGGAGCAACUGCUACCGCUGCUCAGAAAGUUUCUGUUGCUGUUACCUCCAGUACACCUUCUCAGAGAGUUCAGCAGGUAAAGGGCGUGACCCGAGCUGUAUCAGAUUCUGAAAUGGUUGCAUUGCUUAAACGGCAACAAGCAGCGAAAAGUUCAACCCAAGGAAAUUUGACAUCAGCUCAAAUUUUAGCUCAAGCUGGUAUUCAGGCGCAGCAAACUGCUGCUUCUGGACAGCAGGUCGGCCAGGUGGCAACGUUAGUCAAAACGGUGCCAGCAACAUCUUUGCCUGUUACUGGACUUACGUUACCACAGAUGAAAGCUGCUCUUGGUUCUGGUUUGAAAGCGAACGCUGUUAGUUCGCAACAAAUUAGACAGUUGUCAAUUCAACAGCAGUUAAUUGCACAACACAGGAAGAUACCACAACAAAGAGUUGCACAGAUUGGACAGGUGGCAACGAAAGGUGGAGCAACUGCUCAGUUAAUCGUACAGUCUCAGAAAUCUAUGCCUACAACUGUUACUAUGCAGCAGAUCCAGCAAGUUAUGAAGCAAGUUCAACCUCAACAUGUUGUCAGCGUUUCAGCUGUACUUCAGGGUGGUGGUGCUGUUAGACAACCUGUUAGAAUACAAACAUCUGCCACUCCAAUUGUGGCAGUUGCGGUCUCCCAAGCUCCUACUGUACUUACUCUGCCUCCUCAACACGAUUCGAACCAGCCUCAAUGAGAAGAUUAGAAGAAAGAUCCUGUAGAUACAUUGUAUAGAAGAUACUUACCAAAUAUAAUCAUAAAAACCAACGAUUAUAUUGCUAUAUAUACUGUUUGUUUUUACUUCCUGAACAGUUUCAAAUUGUAUUUAUGUAUGUAUGUAAAUUAUUGUUUUAAUUUGUAUUAUUAUACUGCAUAGUUUUUUUUUAAAUAAAAGUCUGAGAAUUUAUUAUGUAUGUAUUUUAGGUAGUAGUUAUCAUAAUUUUUCAUAAAAAUAAUAAUGUAAAUAUUUGUAUGAUAUAAUUUUAUUUUUUUGCUUAAUUUCGUACUUACAUCUGCUGUACAAAAUUUAUAAAGUUGUAAUUAGCCUAUAAUGUUUAUUUUUCCAUGAAUGUUUUUGUUUCUAUGAAACUUGAAAAUUGUAGCUAACUAAUUAGCCUGUUAUUUGUAUUUUGUUAAUACACCGUACUCCUUCAAUUGUUUGUAAAUAUGCUACCAAACCACUAAAUGGUUAGAUGUUAGAAAAAGAACUUUGUUUUCAUUUAUAAAAUUUUGUAUGCAUUCUUCAAAAAUAUAUUUUAAAAUAUUAUUUAUUGAAAUUUAAACUUUA